AUGGCAAGACGCUUGUACCUUGGCAGACUUCCCCCUGAUGCCCGCUCUGAUGACGUGGCUAAGUUUUUCGAUGGCUAUGGCCGUAUCAUUGACUGUCGUGUCAUGACCGGUUCGUCGGACAAGAGGCGCGCGGCAAAUGCGGAACUCACUGGACCUCCAUCAGGAUUCGGUUUUGUCGAGUUUGAAAGCUCAAAGGAUGCGGAGGACGCUGUACAUCAUUUCAACGGCAAGCCAUUCAUGGGAGCCAACAUUGUCGUGGAAUUCGCCAAAGAAAGUCGCCCCCGUCGGGAUGUCUAUGAGAGCGACCGUGGCUACGGGGCUGCUCGCUCCCGCAGGCCUCCAGGUAUCCGCCUGAUCGUUUCCGGUAUUUCUCGUGACACAAGCUGGCAGGACUUGAAAGAUUUCGGACGCGAGGCGGGAAGCGUGUCGUUCGCUGACAUUGAUCGCGACAACCCUGGCCAGGGUAUCCUUGAGUAUCUAUCGCGAGAUGACGCAGACCGUGCCGUCAAGGAUUUAGACGGUAAAGACCUGCGCGGUAGACCUGUCCGCGUUGCCUACGAUGAUGCCCGCGGUGGACCUGAUAACUACAGGCGCGAGGAUCGUCGUGAGGAACGUCCUCGAGGUGACGACCGAUACAAAGAAGAACGUUACUACAGGGAUGAUCGUGCAUCUUAUCGCCGCGAGCGAUCUCGCUCGCCUCCUCGUCGCAAUGAUCAUGACGAUCGUCGCCCCAGGUCUCCACCUCCGCCGCGGAGGGAUCUUGAUGAGAGAAAACCUGCAGGGUACGAUGAUUACCGACGGGGAGGUUAUGAUGAUGACCGCAGAGCCCCUGAUUAUUAUUAUGACCGCCGCAGGGACGAUGACCGGCGACGUGAAGACCGCAGUGGCAGACGCGACGAAAAAGACGAUCGGUACGACGACAGAGCGAUGAGGCACGCAAAUGGCGAUGGUGGAUGGGCGCGUUAA
Molecule: messenger RNA, 966 nt
Organism: Suillus plorans
Lineage: Eukaryota; Fungi; Basidiomycota; Agaricomycetes; Boletales; Suillaceae
Exons: 8
Coding region: 1-966 (321 amino acids)
Cellular component (GO): nucleus; ribonucleoprotein complex; cytoplasm
Molecular function (GO): mRNA binding
Source: RefSeq, a predicted model, not a curated record